Cyclospora cayetanensis is the source of this 2016-nucleotide messenger RNA. Its product is annotated as vacuolar fusion protein CCZ1 homolog. Gene Ontology annotation, cellular component: Mon1-Ccz1 complex; intracellular membrane-bounded organelle. The transcript is spliced from 12 exons. Gene Ontology annotation, biological process: vesicle-mediated transport. NCBI's taxonomy places the organism in Eukaryota, Apicomplexa, Conoidasida, Eucoccidiorida, Eimeriidae. The record is from RefSeq and is a predicted model, not a curated record. Bases 1 to 2016 code for a protein of 671 amino acids.
AUGGCAGAGGGGGUCAAAGCGCAAGGCCUUGCAGGAGAGGCGACAGGCGAGGACACGGAGGAGGGAGCGGCAGUUAUUGAAGGAAUAGCAAGGGGCAUAUGUGGCAUGAAGAGAGGCGGUACGAAAGCACAUGUUCCUCGUCAGGAAGCAGCAGCAACAGCAGCAGCAACAGCAGCAGCAACAGCAGCACAGGCGGGAGGGUCCGCCGCUCCUUCCUGCGUGUUCGGAAUUCUGCUCUUCAAUCCCCUGCUCCUCCCUGACGGCGCCGCUCCUCGGGAGGAGAAGGGGAGUGACCUUGCCUCUGAGUCGGGCAGCAGCGAACACGAGAAGGAGGAAGAUAAUGCAGACGGAUUGUCACGGGAAGAAAGAGAGCAGGAGUCCAAGAUUAUCUACAGCUACCCACCGAAUAGGGAACCGGAGGAGAGGCGCAGCCAGGCAGGACUGCUCGAGGGGUUGCUCAUGUUUGCCAAGCCAUUUUCGCCACUUGGCUUGCCUGUGCAAUCUAUCUGCACCGAAAAGUAUAUUAUUGUGAUGGAGGAGGUAGAAAAGGAUUUUUGGCUGUCCAUGACCUUUGCAGCCAACGCAGUAUCCAGCCUUGCUAUCCCCGAGAAAGCGUCACACCGCGCGGACGAAGACACGGAAGAAGCCAUUCUUUUGGGAGUGCUGCGUGGCUUUUACGCCUUGUUUCGGUUGCUUCACGGCCGCUUUGGUGCCUUCCUUGAGCGUGAUCGGCGUCACGAACUGCUGGACGUGUUGAAUGACUACGCCCCCUCCUUCGUAGAGACUUUGGAUGGCAGCAGGCUUUCGCUGUUUAACGCCGUCGCAGGAUUCCACUUUGCGCCAGUCGACCGAUUGCCGUAUCUAGCGGUCCCUUCCCUCAUCUCUCUUCUUAAACACAACUACCCCUGCAUUCUCCACGCGGCACUGCUCCUCAACGGGUGUCUGGUGUAUCACUCUAUGAAUACUCCCGUGGAUGACGGCUGCCUCAUGGGCUCCUCAGAGAUUCGCCAUCAGGCCGCUGGCCUGAGCUUCGAACCCGAAGCUCUCUUGGUGCUCUACAACUAUCUGGUGUGCACUGAAGGGAAUGCCUCGGUCGAUCCUCACAAGCUCUUGAAGCCUCCUUAUGCAAGAGUGCCUACGGCAGCCGCAAGGCCUGGAGGGGGCUGCUCCUCCUUCGGCCGGUCUGUGCGGGAAGAAGGCAACCCUUGUUUCCUCUUUGGACCCGUGGGGCAGUUCGCCUUCCUCCCAACUGUCCAUCUAGGAGAUAAUUCAACUGGCUGCCUGCUGGCGCUGCUCUAUGAGCAACUCCUUCUCAUUCUCGUCCUUGACGAGACAGACCAGCGAAUUUCUGACGUUACGUUCUUGCAAUCUCUUCGUACCGCGGCUGUUGAAGGCCCCUGUGGUCUGCGGGAGCUGAACGGCAUUUUGUCAUCAGAAUUUAAGAAGGUGAUGAAACAGGAGGAUACCUACAGGUUCAUUUACUUCAAUCAAGCCAAUAGAGCGAUACGCAUCUCCAACAAGUCGUGUCCACAGAACUCUAAUUCUCCUCCCUUCUUCAAGAAUUUCUGCUUCUCCGCUCAAGAGCUUCAGCGCGUGGGUCACAUGCACUGUAAGUUCCUGGGAUUUUCUGCAUCUCCCCCCAUGCUUAAUGGAUGCAAAGGAUCAAGACGAGCUAGUGAUGGAGCCAUUUCCCCGUCAAGUAGCAACUGCAGCAAAAAGGCAGAAACACAUAAGGAAGAGGAUUCUACUGCAGCAGAAAAAGGAGGGUGGGCGACGGGGGUCAGAGCAGGAGGGAAAAGCCUUAUGGAGGUCAAGCUGCAGCAGCAGGAGAUGGGGAUUCUAGACAGCGUUCGUACAAUGGCAGUAAAGGAUAGCCAGAGCGGGUGGUUAAUCGGCAGAAGGACAUGUGACAGAGAAUACUUUCUUGCACUUGAUGAUGCGAAAACAACAUUUACGAAGGCCAUGGAAGACGUGCAACGUUUCUCAGCUCUUCAUUUCUCCAACAUUUUUGUGUGA